Messenger RNA from Rhea pennata, 2513 nucleotides. It is a transcript of the gene AUNIP, whose product is annotated as aurora kinase A and ninein interacting protein. The transcript is spliced from 5 exons. The record is from RefSeq and is a predicted model, not a curated record. Bases 90 to 512 code for a protein of 140 amino acids. Gene Ontology annotation, cellular component: centrosome; spindle pole. NCBI's taxonomy places the organism in Eukaryota, Metazoa, Chordata, Aves, Rheiformes, Rheidae. Gene Ontology annotation, biological process: spindle organization.
GUUUCGCGGCGGCGGCGGCGGCGCGCGGGGCUGGUGCCUGCGCGCUGAGACCAGAAAACGCAGGGAGCGUCUGCUUUGGAGGGUUAGCCAUGAAACGCAAGCGCAGAGGCAGCGCUGCCCAGCAGGUUGAGGCAUGCGAUGUCUGGCUGGACACGGCGAAGCUAAAGCAGCGCAAAGUGCAGUCUUUCCUAGCCAAGCCAAAAGUACCUCAUCGGCUUCUGGAAGGGAACUGUGAUGGGUACACCUCAGUGUCUUUCACACAGACAAGAGCAGCUCCAUCACGUACCAAGCAAACCACCAUCUCCUCCUUCUUCAGUACGCAGAUAGAUGAAAAAGACAAAGAAAACUCCAGGUUAUCUCCACUUAUCCUAAAUAAAGAACCUAAAGAAAAAGGUAUUCCUUUGGCUGCCUCCCCUGUGAAGAUGUUGAUGUUUCUGCAGAUGGAGGAAGCCCAGAAACACCCCUUCAGAGCUGAAGAUAAGAAGGAGAAACAACCUCUGCAAACGGCAUAACUUCAAGAAAGACAGCAGGCUCCUCAAUGGACAAGGAAGAUGACCAGCCGGAUCCAGAGGAGGAGAAGGAUGGACCUGGUUUCCAACCAAUCUGUGGUACAAACCAGAGUAAGAAACCACACCAACCGUCUAGUAGCAAUAAUUCUUUAACUGAAUUCUCUGAGCCUGAGAAUAUAAAUCCUGCUAUAAAGACAGAUAAUAUUGGGGCUGCUGGCUUUUAUUCAUCUCCAAAAAGAAUAGCUAAAGCACAGCCUUUGAGAGAGAGCAGCCAAAAUGCUGGUGGUGGUUCAGCUAAGGAAGAAUGGGACAGUAAGAACAGAUUGAGCAGUCCUUUGAAGCAAUUGUUUACCCAGGAUUCGGAGGGGAACAGAGUAAUUUCUCACUACUGCCAGAAAAUGAGAUCUCCUCUAAAGGACAAAAACAGCACUAGCAGUAGGCUGACUAACUCUCCAUACAAGGAUUGUUCCAGGGUCACUACAAAUAGGAACGUAAGCAAACUAGGGGAGCAUCAGUUAGAUACAUGCUAUGAUUUACUAUUCACACAGGAUUCAGAAGGAAAUAGAGUUAUUAGACACUGACUAGUGACCAUUAACGGGCAGCCUGUAUGAAUACUUCUGAAGCCUAAGAAAGCAUCAUCUUUAAGAAAGGAGUCUGGAACAGGAAAGUAUAACCAUUGAUUGAACACAUGGUCUAGACAGUAGAUGUAGUAGACCCAUGCAACAGGCAGAAUCUCUUUGGUCUCUAAUAAGAUUAAUUUUUAAAGAAGCAUGUUAAUCAUGCUUGAAACAACCAAAUCAUUAUAAUGUCCUGUGUGGCUAAGGCCUUGGCUUUAGCAUUUCUACUAGUGUUUACAUAACCUCUUGCUGGUCAUAGAAUCGUAGACUUGGUAAGGUUGGAAGGAACCUCUGGAGAUCAUCUAGUCCAACCCCAAACAAGUUGCCCCUAUGGGGAUCAAACCCAUGACCUUGGCAUUAUUAGCACCACGCUAUAACCAACUGAGCUAAACCUAACCCCAAAGUCAGCCUAAAAGAACUUCCUGAUGACACUUCCAUAUCUCUUAGUCUCCUAGAAGCCCAAAUUAAAAGCUUUUCUAGGAUCAGCUCAGGAACCAUACAGUCUACUUAAGACAUUAGCUGCCUCUAAGAAAGAUUAGGUUCAACUACCAGUCACAGAAUUCUGCUUACCUCCUAACUGCUGUUGUACCAUUGUCUGUAAGUGACAGCUGGUGCGGGGAAGAAGUAACAGGUUUUAGGCUUUUCAGCUUGUGCUUCUAUAACUGUUAAAGGCUCAUCUGCAGCUAGCAAAGGUGUAAUGAAAGCACUUAACUCCCACUGCCAAGCUUACUAAAGGUUUAAAGCAAUGAAAACUGAUAAGGGGUUGAAUUCUAACAGUGCAUCUAUUCUGGGUAAGUGUGAACUUUAAUCCUAACAUUAGAUGCCUGUGUAACUCUUUCAUAGGAUGAGAUACACCUGGGGUGUGCCAGCAAGUCCUCUCAUGUUCUACUCAGCUGUAAUGGACGGUACCAUUACAGCCCUGGUUAGGUGGAAAGGUAAAGCACUGAGCCUCCUCUGUAGGAGAGGGAACUAUGUUAAGUAUUAAUUUAACUGCAAAGGGCAGCUGCCACACUUCAGUAACAGCAGCGGAUAAUUUCUGUAUGCUUCUUGUACAGCAUAAUCUCCUGCUUUUAGAUACACAGGAUUUUGGAUGGGCGUGCUUUAGAUUUUAUCUGCUUUGAAGCACAGAGACCAGCUGCUCAAAAACCCCAGGGGGUCACAUGCAGAGAAACAACACGCCAGCAUCUGCGACCGCGAUCACAGUCCAGAACACCAACCUUCUUUGUUAGAAGAACUGCCUGAUUGUUUUUUAUACCUUUUUUAUUUUUUUAUGUUGAGUUUUUCUCAGCCACUGCUUUAACUCUGUAAAUAUUGUCAAUUACGGUUUUACUUUCCCAUGGGGCCAGAAUUUCAGUACAACAGAUCAAAUUAAAGCUAUGUCACAGUC